Messenger RNA from Gadus macrocephalus (Pacific cod), 5480 nucleotides. RefSeq names its product trafficking kinesin-binding protein 1-like. Gene Ontology annotation, cellular component: dendrite. Lineage: Eukaryota; Metazoa; Chordata; Actinopteri; Gadiformes; Gadidae. The transcript is spliced from 16 exons. The record is from RefSeq and is a predicted model, not a curated record. The coding region runs from base 1277 to 3976 and encodes 899 amino acids. Gene Ontology annotation, biological process: neurogenesis; endosome to lysosome transport; anterograde axonal transport of mitochondrion. Gene Ontology annotation, molecular function: GABA receptor binding.
GUGUGGGUGUGUGUGUGUGUGUGGUUUGUCUUAAUGGGGUCUUAGUGUGUGUUGUUUGUCUUAAUGGGGUCUUAGUGUGUGUGUGUGUUGUUUGUCUUAAUGGGGUCUUAGUGUGUGUGUGUGUUGUUUGUCUUAAUGGGGUCUUAGUGUGUGUGUGUGUGUGUGUGUGUGUGUGUGUGUGUGUGUGUGUGUGUGUGUGUGUGUGUGUGUGUGUGUUGUGUGUGUGUGUGUGUGUGUGUGUGUGUGUGUGUGUGUGUGUGUGUGUGUGUGUGUGUGUGUGUGUGUGUGUGUGUGUGUGUGUGUGUGUGUGUGUGUGUGUGUGUGUGUGUGUGUGUGUGCGCUUGUAUAUACAUUUAGAGUUAUUUUCUCACCACAAUUUUCUAGGAGCGUUUUUCUGUACGUCUUCUAUUUAGACUGUGUUAUUUCAGACUUUAUUGAAUUUUUCUAAAGAAAUCCCCAUCUUACCAGAGGCAGAGUGAAUGGCUCCUCGAUCGGGAAGAGUUGACAGGAAUUGUUCGGAAUAGUUUUGUUUUGUGUGAUGGAGAUGACCGACAGUACAGUGUAGAAGAUAGUACAGUAGGAGAGACUGCGUCUGUAGAGGAGGGGGGAGAGGUGGGUAGUUGUGUAAUAACACUGUGCAGGGGAAUCACCUUGGUAACGGUUGCCACGGGCAGGUGCUCAGCUAGAGGAGACGAUAACACAGGGCUUGGAAAACAGAGGGAUGUGGGAGGAAGCAGAGUUGUAGAUGAGUUUGGAUUUGUCCGUCCUCUUUAAACAGACAAGAAGGUCUUUGAUUGGUUUAUUGACGCCACCAUCCUUUUUGUCCAAUCAGGAGGGGAGCUCAGCAAGUCCAAACAAAACAAAGACUUGCAUUCUAUCUCUCUUUCUAUCUCUGUCACUCUCUCUUUUCUUUCUCUCCGUCUCUCACUCUUUCUUCUUUGUCUCCUACCCUCCCCCUCCUCCUGUUUCUGUCCAUGCUGUGUCAUCCAUGCAGACAGAAUGGGGGGGUGACUAUCUGGUGAAUCACAAGGCUGCCAGUGAUGGCGUACAAUAGUUAUGUGUGGGAGUCCAGGGAGAAAACUAGAUCGUUAGGCAGUGUGACAGGGCAGAGAGAGAGAGUCAGAGGCAGUGAGAGGAAGAGAGGUGAAGAGAGAGAGAGUCUUUUUUCAAUCUGUGCUGCAAGUGGAUAGUCGCCGGUAAUUUUUUCCCGGCUCCAUGAGGGAAGUGUACUGUUGUAGUCCGAGCCUGAGUGCUAUGUGCCGACAGAGUGGGCCAGAUGACCAAGACGUACAACGACAUCGAUGCCAUCACACGUCUGCUGGAGGAGAAAGAGAGGGAUUUGGAGUUGGCUGCCCGGAUUGGUCAGUCCCUACUCAAGAAGAACAGAACUCUGACCGAGCACAAUGACUACCUGGAGGAGCAAGUGGGGCACAUCGCAGAGGAGGUGGCCCAGCUGCACCAUGAGCUGAACCUGAAGGAUGAGCUGCUGCAGUUCUACACCCAGGCGGCGGAGGAGGGCGAGGAGGAGCCCGGCGACUCUCCGAGGAGGAGGGGUAAAGUAGGGGCUGCUUCUGGAGGCUUUGGGUCGGACCCGCUGCAGAUGAAACUCAAAGAGCUGGAAGAGGAGAAUCUGUCACUGCGCUCAGAGGCCAGUUACCUCAAGUCGGAGACAGAAACAUAUGAAGAGAAAGAACAGCAGCUGGUCAACGACUGUGUUAAGGAACUCAGGCUGUCCAGCCUCCAGAUCUCCACCAUCGCUGAGGAGCUGGCCAGGAAGACUGAGGAUGCCUCCCGGCAGCAGGAGGAGAUCACCCAUCUCCUCUCCCAGAUCGUGGACCUGCAGAAGAAGUCCAAGAUGUUUGCAGUGGAGAACGAAGAGCUCUCUCAGCACUUGAUUGCGGCAAAAGAUGCCCAGAGGCAACUUACAGCUGAGCUCCAGGAGCUGGAGGAGAAGUACCUGGAGUGCAUCGAGAUGCUCCACGAGGCCCAGGAGGAGCUCAAGGACCUCAGGAACCGCAGCUACCCCGCCGGGACCCCACGCCGCUUCCACCCCCUGGGUCUCUACCCCAUGGACUCCCUGGCUGCUGAGAUCGAGGGGACCAUGAGGAAGGAGAUGAGCCUCGAUGACCCUGAGUGUGAAGAACAGAAGGGCCACCGGCGGCGCGUGUUCCAGACGGUGAAGAACAUCAACCAGACGGUCCGCCAGCGCUCGCCCAUCCCGGGCUCCAACGCCAACAUCCCGGGGUCCAAUCAGACGCAGUCGUCCCGCUCCUCGCCGCUGUCCAGCGGCCCGGCCACGCCUCGCCUGUGCCCGGGGGACAUCGCCGGCGAGGGCGUCGGCCUUGACAACCGCGCUCAGAGCAUCCUCAUGGAGGCUGCGUCCAAUCGGGAGAGCUGCGGGGACGGCUCGGGGAAGAAGAGCGCGGGGGCCGAGGACCUGCGGCUGGCCCUGCGGCGCCUGUCCCUGCGGCGGCAGAACAACCUGAGCGAGCGGCGGUUCUUCGAGGAGGAGCGGGAGCAGCGGCGGCGGGGCCACGGCGUGCCCCUGGGCCUGGAGGGCGGGGUCACCCCCUCGGACAGCAUCAUGUCCCUGGGGAGCCUCCAGCUCUGGGCCCACCGGGGGGCCUACCUCCCCGACAAGCUGCAGAUCGUCAAGCCCCUGGAAGGGUCGGCCACGCUGCACCACUGGCAGCAGCUGGCCCAGCCCCACCUGGGGGUGAUCCUGGACGCGCGGCCCGGGGUCAUCCCCAAGGGCUACCGGCCGCUGGAGCUGGAGCUGGAGCAGGCGUUCCCCUGGGGCGGCCUGGAGGAGGACGAGCCCGGGGAGCAGUACUUCCAGAACCUGCCCACCACCUCGGCCACCGCCUCGCCCAUGGUGCCCUGUCCCACCAGCACGGCCCUCCCCCCCGGCCCCGCCGAGGGGGAGGGCCUGACCCCCCUGCCCGGCCCCGGCACCCCCUCCCCGUCGCCGCACCUCGCCAACACGGACCCGCUGGCUGCAUACUACCCAGGGAAGUGCAUGGCGCAUACCAGCUCCACCUACACCUUCACCACCUGCCGGAUCCUGCACCCCACCGACGAGCUGACCCGCGUCACCCCCAGUCUGAUCUCGGGCCCGGCCACCUCUUCCUGUGUGAUGACCAGCAGCCUGUUGGCCACGCCCAUCGCCACGCCCUGCACCCCACGGCGACUCGGCAUGAUCCCCUCCGAGUCCUCAACCAACCUCAGGGACGCCACGCGCACCACCAGCACCUCCCUGGGGCUAGUGCGCCUCCUGCAGGAGAGAGGCAUCUCUGCGGCCAUGUACCACCACCAGAGCCAGGGCCUGGAGCCCCCGCAGGGCAGCGAGGGGCUGCUGUUCAGCACCUCCGUCACCCCCCACCGCGCCCGCCCUUCCACCCCGCCCAACUCCCCCACCCGGUCGCGGGCCGGCGGGAGCGGGGGCUCUGCGGCGGACCCCGGCGGGGGCAGCGGAGAAGAGACGCCGCUGGGCUUCGACUUCAAGGGCCCCCCCUACGACAACUUCCUGACCUCCCGGCCGGCGCGCUCCAUCCUGAAGGACGUGGUGGAGGGGGGGUCCCGGGGCCGGCAGCGCGCCCGCGACUGCGAGUGCCAGACGGACGUCAGCGUGUCGGUGCAGCACCUCAACCUGCUGGAUAAGGUCAAGCGGCUGGGCGUGGCCGGGGCGGCGGGGGCCCGGGCGACCAGCCCGGGCCCCAUCCUCGGGGGGCCCCUGGGCGGGCUCCGCCGGUCGGGCUCCCCCUUCGGCCCCGAGGGGAUGCGGAGGAACAGGAGCUACCCGGCGAUGGUCGGGGCCAGCAUGGCCAUGAAGGGCCCGGGGCCCCAGGCGGAGUCGGAGAUCCUGCUGGCCGCCAGUCUGCCGAAGCAGCGGAGCCUGAAGGAGGGCGGCGUCGGCGGGGUCGGCGGGUGGGGCGUGGACCGGUCACCUGGAGCUCCCCCGAGCACGGAGCACUGAGGCGGGGCGGGGUUCAACCGACGGGGGGGGCGGCACACCCACCAGGCCGGUCUCAUGUGUAGCACUGUCGUGUACAAAACCACAGUUUUACGAUGUUUUGCGUACACAAGCACACACAAGCCCUCAGCCACCGGGGAACUCCCUGGGGGUCCUGGGAGCUCCCCGGUUCACCGGUCAGCCCCGUCUACCUAUGUUAACACGCUAUCCACAAGCAGCUCCUAUGGGGACGUGAGACGAGAUCAAAAAGCCGACACUAGCUUCCACUCCCUGUCCCUCUGCCUGUGCUUGUGUCUGUUCCCCAGCACAUGCACAUUCCCGUAGAUGCAUACCAACGUAGAAAGUCACCAUUUAAUGCUUUUUAAAUCAUAAACGUUGGCUACUUGCCGUUUAUGUAGCACUUCAACAAGCCUUUCUCCUUCACCUAUACUAGGUUAAGAAGCUACAUAAAAAAGGAUUUAAAACUCGACCUAUGAGGGCCAGGAACAUUCAUUCGAUUCUCUCUCACUGUGCCUGUCUUCCCACCCCUCGUUCUAGCCCUCUCUUCUCUCCCUCUUCCUUCCCCCUCUCUACUAUGAUCCCUCUCUUCUCUCUCGAUACCCCUUUUGAUUACAUCUUAAAAAGCUUUAUUACAAGGGGAAAUAAACAUUCACCUUGCCAAAGUAAAUCACCUUCAUCAGACCCUCGUCCCAUCUCUUUAUCUCUCUCUCUCUCUCUCUCUCUCUCUCUCUCUCUCUCUCUCUCUCUAACCCUUCUCUCUCUAACCUUCCGCCCUCUGUCUCUCAACCACAUGUCGCAGCCCUUCGUCUCCCCCUGAUAUGCAUCCCUCUUCCUCACAGGAUUAGCAAGACAGUCUCUUAGCGAAUAACUCAACUGAUUUUCCUAUCAGUAUUAACGACGCUUGGCUUUUGUCUCCUAAGUGGUCAUUAAAGGGGGGGGGGGGGGGGGGACUCACUCCAGAGAUCUAUACGAGUUUAGCACGGCUUGUGAAAGGGUGCGUGGCCUGUGUGGACACCGGAAAUGACGAGUAAAAUACAUUGUGGGAAAUGAGGUGCGCCUCUGCCCGUUUCUCUCUGUGGGUGCACAAGGUAAUAUCGGGCCGUGAGGUACAUUUUGUGACUGUGGACAAUCUAGGCCCGUUGUAUUUGUGAGGAAAAAAAAGGCUGCUCUGAGUAGGCAAAUAUAGGUGAAAAGAAGCCGUCAUGUUUGUUUUAUUUCGUUUUGAUUAUUCAGAACAAUCGCAAUGGCAUACAAUAAUAAAUUAAAUUAUUGAGCUUUUUAUAUUUAUGUUUCCUAAAUAUAUUUGUAAUAUUUGUUCACACAGAUUUACUGUGUGUGUUGGCUACGCAUUGGAUAGGUAGGCUUUGUGGUUCACAUUUUCAUGUGUAUAGAAUUUAUUUAUUAGAAAUGACACAGCUGAUGCAUAUACAUUGUUCACAUAUGAUGACAUAUUCGUGGGCAUUGAGUUUGUUUGAGUUGUUUUUUCAAAUACAAUUUCCAUCAUGAA